AUGCCAGUCAAGGAGCUGAACCAGCCAUGCACGGAAUGCAAGGAUGCAGAAUCCGAGCUUACUGUUCGCCAGAAGCAGCUUUGUCGCCACUGCUUUAAGCGCUUCAUUACACACAAAGUCCAUAUGCAUAUCAACACAGUCUACAAGUUUCGAAAAGAGAACAAUGGUGCCCGCCACCAGUUGCUCCUCCCAAUGUCUUUCGGCGUCUCCUCGUCGGUCUUGCUGCACAUGCUGAAUACCGAUUUCCAGCGCCGCCUGGAUAACGAGCUCCCUAUGGGCUACGACCUUCAUAUCCUUGUUGUUGAGCCUUCUACCAUGACAGCUGCAAGCGCUCCCUGCGAUCAAAACUAUGAAGCACUUCAAAAAAACAACCCUAUGCGCUCUGUCAGCCGGAUACCAUUCCACAGCAUCUUCGAGUAUGUGCCAGAAAUGGAGGAGAUUAUGCGGGAAUAUGCAGGACCCCAGUUCGUAGACGAUACCUCGAGAUCGAAUGAAGAGCGCCUGGCUGCCUUCCGCGCAUCAAUUUCCACAGCCACUUCCAAAACGGAUGUGGACACCGCUUUGCUAACUAGACUCGUCGUUGAAUUCGCGAAGAAGUCUGGUUGCACAUCGGUGCUUUGGGGUGAUUCAGACAGCCGUCUUGCCGCAAAAGCGCUUGCUGGUGUGGCCAAAGGACGCGGAGCUUCCCUCACUUGGCAGGUAUCAGACGGCAUGUCUCCUUGGGGGUUGAAGUUCCAAUAUCCGCUGCGAGAUCUGUACAAGACCGAGUUGCUGGAGUAUGCGGGUUUCACUCCAGAGCUUUCUGAGAUCAUCAUUCCCGACGAACCGCCCUCAGAUAAUGUUCUUACCAAGAACCUUUCCAUUGACGAGUUAAUGAUGCGGUACGUCCAGAACCAGGGGGCAAAGUACCCAGGUGUCAUGGCGAAUGUGGCCAGAACAGCCAACAAACUCGAUCCAUCUGACACCAAGACUGCACCCUCGUGUUCCCUUUGUGGUGGCCUUUUAGGGAACGUCAAGGGCAAUGUCGGGGUUACUGUCGCUGGCCAGGCAGAAGAUUGCCAAAGUUCUCAAUUCUGCUACGGGUGUAUGCGAUCUCGCCCUGGGGCACUCUGCUGA
Molecule: messenger RNA, 1116 nt
Organism: Penicillium canescens
Lineage: Eukaryota; Fungi; Ascomycota; Eurotiomycetes; Eurotiales; Aspergillaceae
Exons: 2
Coding region: 1-1116 (371 amino acids)
Biological process (GO): tRNA wobble position uridine thiolation
Cellular component (GO): cytosol
Molecular function (GO): sulfurtransferase activity; tRNA binding
Source: RefSeq, a predicted model, not a curated record